CACUAUUGUUACAAAUAUUUAUGGCACAAGAAAUCACCAGUUAGGUAUCGAAAGUGAAGUGGCCAUAUAACUAAGCAACAUUUAUUAUCUAUUAAGAGGACCACAUUCAGGCUAUAUUUCUAGAGAAGCAACUUAGACAACGUCACCCAUACAACACUACACAUCAUCCAUUCCUAAUGAUAGCAAGGAGACAAUUGUUGGUUAACAUAACCAAUGCUAACAGAAGAUACAUAUCGAAUGAAGCCACCAAAGAAGGCUCCAAAAGGUUCAUGCAAACCAUACCGACCUCGUCGCUGGGCAAGAACACAUUCUACUCGGGGUUGAACUACGCAAUCAGCAACAACAGUAGCUCCAACUCACCAGAGGGCACCGGCAGCUCCAAGUGGUCCAAGCACUCGUUGAACUUCCCUCGUGAGCCAGAAUCUAACACCCAAACUGCCGCAACUACCAGGAGAUCUAGAACCUCCAGAUUCUCUAACAGAUCAUUGAAGGGAUUGUCUACCGAGUCUACCGAAAGCUCCGAAUCACAAAAGGAUUCAGUUAGUGUCACUGGACCCUCCACAGAAUCUAGUGCCCCUAUCCCAAACGUGCAGUCCACCCCAGAGCCAAAGGCUUCCGAAGUACAAUCCACACAAUCCGCAAAACCAAAAAAGAGAAGAACUUUGCGUCCCAGAAAAGCAUUGAUCACCUUGACCCCAAAUGCUGUGGAGCACUUGCGUGGUUUAUUGAAUCAGCCCCAACCCAAAUUGAUCAGAAUCGGUGUGCAAAAUAGAGGAUGUUCAGGCUUGACUUACAAUCUUGAAUACGUAGACGCACCAGGUAAAUUCGACGAACUUAUUGAACAAGACGAUGUCAAGGUCUUGAUUGACUCCAAGGCAUUGUUCUCUAUUGUUGGUUCUGAAAUGGACUGGUUGGAUGACAAGUUGUCCUCCAGAUUCAUCUUCAAGAAUCCAAACUCAAAGGGUACUUGCGGUUGCGGUGAAUCCUUUAUGGUAUGAAUCGUUCUUAUAAUACCCUCGUCAUAUUUGCAUGCAUUUAUAUGCCUUUAAUAAUUCUAGUCGCAUAAUAAACUUAAAUAUCAAUAAUAGUAGUCGUG
Suhomyces tanzawaensis NRRL Y-17324 is the source of this 1096-nucleotide messenger RNA. It is a transcript of the gene ISA1, whose product is annotated as Fe-binding Fe/S cluster assembly protein. Gene Ontology annotation, cellular component: mitochondrion; cytoplasm. The transcript has a single exon. Gene Ontology annotation, molecular function: 2 iron, 2 sulfur cluster binding. Lineage: Eukaryota; Fungi; Ascomycota; Pichiomycetes; Serinales; Debaryomycetaceae. The record is from RefSeq and is a predicted model, not a curated record. Gene Ontology annotation, biological process: iron-sulfur cluster assembly. Bases 177 to 998 code for a protein of 273 amino acids.